Messenger RNA from Gastrolobium bilobum, 3813 nucleotides. RefSeq names its product putative protease Do-like 14. Gene Ontology annotation, biological process: proteolysis. NCBI's taxonomy places the organism in Eukaryota, Viridiplantae, Streptophyta, Magnoliopsida, Fabales, Fabaceae. The transcript has 10 exons. Bases 671 to 1471 code for a protein of 266 amino acids. Gene Ontology annotation, molecular function: serine-type endopeptidase activity. The record is from RefSeq and is a predicted model, not a curated record.
UUUCCUUCUCACGCGCCUUGUGUCCUUCACAACCCUAACCGUAUAACAGUACCAAUGGCUCUGACUUCCUCGAUAACCGUACGAAAAGCAGGCAGCGUUGUGCAAUUCGAAGGGGUCGUGAUUGUAUAGGUCCAGUUCAGUGAUCAAAUCAGAACCUUAGAAAUCCCCAUCACGGUUCGCGUUCUUGUUGGUUAGAUAGUAGCGGAGGAGAAGCUCUUCCGAGGGGUAGAACCGGCAACCGGGUGGGAGUGAAGCACGCUGAGAGUGAGAGUGAGGUUCCUCGUCUUCCAUUGGGUUAGGGUUUUUUUUUUUUUUGGGAUUUAGGAAACAGAGAAGAAUGAGAGUGUGAGAGUGUGAUUUUGUAAUUGUGAGAAUCGUGCUCAGCAAGCUUCUCGCACUCCCGCCGAUGACUGUGAGUGAGGGACUUGGCGUGUCUUAAUUGGCUGUGACAACAGCAUAAUACAUGUUGCUAAGAUCCAUGCGCGAGGCAAUCGUUGUAGGUCUUGUGAGAUGGAAAUCGUUGAUGAUGUCUUAUAUCUCUUCGCCUUUUCUGUUAUGCUUUGCUCUGAUGUUGACGAUGGCUAUUAUAAAUCUUCAUCGACUAUGAUUUCUUUGAUUAAUCAGGUUACAAGAUGGAAGGAGAUUGGACGGUAAAGUGGUAAAUGCUGAUAUGCAUUCAGAUAUUGCUAUUGUGAAGAUCAAUUCUGAAACCCCACUACCAGAAGCAAAACUUGGUUCUUCAAGUACGCUUCGUCCUGGGGAUUUGGUAAUAGCCAUGUCCUGUCCGCAUUUCCUUCAGAAUACUGUCACUUUGGGCAUUGUAAGUUGUGUUGACCGGAAAAGUAGUGAUUUGGGUUUUAAUGGCACGCCAAGAGAGUAUUUACAAACAGAUUGUGCAAUCAAUGAGGGAAAUUCUGGAGGACCUCUUGUCAACAUGGACGGAGAAAUUAUUGGUGUGAACCUCAUGAAAAUGAUGGCUGCUGUUGGGUUGAGUUUUUCUGUACCAAUCGACUAUGUGCCUAAAAUUAUAGAGCAUUUCAAGAAAAAUGGUUGUGUUGACCGGAAAAGUAGUGAUUUGGGUUUUAAUGGCACGCCAAGAGAGUAUUUACAAACAGAUUGUGCAAUCAAUGAGGGAAAUUCUGGAGGACCUCUUGUCAACAUGGACGGAGAAGUUAUUGGUGUGAGCCUCAUGAAAAUGAUGGCUACUGUUGGGUUGAGUUUUUCUGUACCAAUCGACUCUGUGCCUAAAAUUAUAGAGCAUUUCAAGAAAAAUGGUUGUGUUGAUCGGAAAAGUAGUGAUUUGGGUCUUAAUGGCACGCCAAGAGAGUAUUUACAAAUAGAUUGUGCAAUCAAUGAGGGAAAUUCUGGAGGACCUCUUGUCAACAUGGACGGAGAAGUUAUUGGUGUGAGCCUCAUGAAAAUUAUGGCUGCUGUUGGGUUGAGUUUCUCUGUACCAAUUGACUCUGCCUAAAAUUAUAGAGCAUUUCAAGAAAAAUGGGAGAGUAGUGCAGCCUUGGAUUGGGCUAAAGGGGCUUGAUCUUAACGAGAUGAUUAAUGCGCUGCUUCAAAAGAUAGAUGCUUCAUUCCCUAACGUGGAUAAGGGCAUUCUUGUAUCAAUGGUAUGUCCCGAAUUGGUCCUUUCUAUCUAUCCUACUUUUUUACACACUCUACUGUGCCAGUAUGAGCAAAUGGCCCUUGAAAUUGUAUUUGUGUAAUUUUUCAAAGUCUACAUUCACUGGACAUAAUCUUUAUGCUUUUUUUUGGGAGACAAAUCAGUUGCAAAUAUGUUGGCAACAAGUAAAGGAUUUUUGUUGAAAUUAUCUGCCUUCUUUGAGGGCAAUGCAUUGGCCAAUAAAUAAUAUUUCUUUUUGUUAGGAUGUCAACUUUCCAAAGAGACUAUUUUAGUGAAGCAGUGGUCAGUUCACGCUUUCACAAGCUUGAUAUAUGUAGCAGGCUGCUUUCUUGAACAAUGGCUCUUUGUGGAUUUUGGGGAUCCUGAAUUAGGGAUGGAUGUUGUAUAUUUGUGAAUGAUAAUGGAUUAAUAAACUAGGAAACUAGGAAAUAGUAACCUAGAAAACUGAGAAACCAUGAGCUAUACAAUGCUUAAUUUGUUAAUGCAGAAGUUAAAGAAUGGAAAGACUACUAGAGGCCACUUCCUGCACUUUCUGAUCAUGUGGCAAAUGUGCAAUUCUCUAUUUGAAUUGGUUUUUCUUAAUUUAUGUUAUUCAUUGUAAUUAUCCUCUGCAUGGAAUUGUUUCUUUUCUGGAAUAAUAUGCACUGCAUUCACUAAUGCAAGGCAACCAUUAGAAUUCUUGAAAUUACACGACUUAAAAGAUUUUGACUAGGCAACUCCCGGGUCCCCUAGUGAUUAUGCUGGGUUCCGUCCAGGCGAUGUUGUCGUUGAAUUUGAUGGGAAACCUGUCGAAAGCAUGAAUGAGGUAUUGUGAUAUUUUGUAUAUUAUUAUUUAAUUUUUAUUCUAAUUUUGCUUUUGAAGUGAGAUGAUUUGGUAGAAAAUACAAUUGGACUAUAAUUUGAUGUCUCUUUGGAGUCCUUGGGCUAUAUUUGGAUUGAUGAAAAGGAACGGAAUGCUGGGGAAUGGAGGGGAAUGCAAUGUGAACAUGAUGGAAUUUGUUCCAUUCCAUCCAAUACCUUCUUUUUCUUUCCUCCCAAGUUGAGGGGAUAAGAUGGAACCAUUCUAAUAAAGAUAUUGCUCCUGCCAUUCCAUCCACUUUCCAAACAUUGGAAUGGACUUUUUAUUCUGUUCCAUUAUGAAAUAUCCAAACAAUAGUAUGAUAUCAUUAGGUAUCCAAACAUAUCCUUAUUGAACGUGUUUUAAGCUUAUUAAACGUGUUUAGUUGAAAGUUUUGUUUACUUAAACCUAGUGCUAAUAUUAAAAGGCAAAAUUGUGAAUAAAAAUUUAAAUGAUUCCAUAGGUAUUUACUCUUCAAGAAAAAUAAAUUCAAUGAAAGAAUGUAAUUUAUAUUUUGUGGGAAUAACUUUGUCUUGGUAUGGAGAAUCUUGAUUUGUUAUUGAAAAGCUUUAUACUUUUGCUGCAGUUGAAUUUACUGUAAUCUCCACGGUCUGUCAAGUGUUUCUUGAAUUCAUUCUUCAUUGUGAUGAAAUAUGCCUGUUUAUAUAUUCUCACGAGAUAUAAAACUAUGGCAGGUAAUUGAAAGAAUGGGGGACAAAGUUGGGGUGCCCAUGAAGGUACUAGUUAAAAGAGGAAGUGAUAAAUUGGUGACUUUAACUGUGAUCCCGGAGGAAGCCAAUCUUGAUGUGUAAAAGGUAUACACACAAAAAGACACACAUAAAAGGGGGUGUCAUUUUUUCCCUUUUUCUUAUCUUUGUCAUAAAAGGAGUUGCUUGAGUUAAUGGAUGCAAAGGAGGCAGGACACUCAUAUGUGAGAGCAAAAAGAGGAUCAAGCUGGAUAAAUAAAGUUGUAAGCAAUUAUGGGUAUGAUUUCUUAAGGAGAAACUCUAGAGGACCAACUUAUGCUUUAAGUAUACCUCAUGUAUCUACAUUAGAGGUGGGCAUGAUCUAUCAUGUCUGAGUUUUGGCUAGUAGUUUUCUAGUUUAGUUUUGUAACUAGUGAUUUCUGUGUUAGAUCAACCUUAUACAUGUGAUAAAUGGUGGCAUUUUGUACAGUGACCCUCCAAGUUUCCUAUAAGUAAAGUGCUGCCAACCUAUGUUUUUCACCUUUUAUUUUGUGUCUUCUUGGUACAUAAAUAAACUGUCUGCAGGGAUUACUUUGCCCAAUAUCUUUGCUCUUCUCGUCCUAGCAUGAAUCUGAAAUGUAGAUCCAGUUCAAGUU